AUGAAAUUCUUUUUUGCCAUACGACGGUAUUCGACCCCGGCGGCCGCUAUUCGCUGGUUCUAUGCCACGGAUAUCCCCGUCUCCAAGCCCAAAGGGUUCAAUUACAAGCAGACGGAACGGCCCAAGAAGUUCAUCCCAUUUGCUAGGACCGACUCUGAUAAUCUGGAAGCAGCAUUCCGUGCCUGGAAAAAUGGAGAGAGCCCCAAAGAGGUGGCAGUGAAUGAGGAUCAGCUGUUUGAUUGCAACUUGGAGAAAAUGAUAAUGCGGCCGGCCUACUGGGAGGGCCCCGCUUACGAGAUACGCAGAGGACUCUGGUUUCUCGAUAAUAUGCCGCUUCCAGCGCCGAUUGCAGACCAGCUGGAACACAAGUACAGGGAGUUGGGCCCGUUCAAAGAGCUACAGUCUUCUGACGAGCCCGUGACGGCCGAGAUCGCGUCGGAGGUGAGUUUGUACGAGAGAGAAGGGAGGAAGUGGCCGUUUGAAAAAGCAACCGAUUUUGAAAAAGAGGACAAGAUCGCGGUGUUCAAGGACCACAAGACGGCGUUCAUGAUCUCCAAGGACUCGACAGUUGGCAAGCUUCAGAUCAAAAACUUCUACAAGCUGCCGGCCCAGCAGGUCCUGGGGGCAGACACGGUCACCCGGGGAUACGAGAAAGCGGAGCCGAAAAAGACAGAGGAGGCCUCUGAGGAAAGCACGGACGAAGAGAAGGAUCUGCUGACCUCGUGGAUGAAGAGCUGGACGGGCCAGGCCAGUAACGAGCGGUUCCAGAAAGACAUGGAGGCAGAUUACACGAGCCCGAAUAUCAUAGCCAACUCCGGCGACCGAGAGGUGGACCAUUUAAUUCUGUGCAUCCACGGGAUUGGCCAGACGCUCAGCCACCGGUUCGCUUCGGUCAACUUCGCCCACGACUGCAACAACAUGAGAAAACACUUCAAGCAACUCUUUACCCAUAAUCCCAAAUACGUGAAAAUGGCCUAUUCUGAAGAGGAAAUUGCGCGGCACAAAAACGACGGAAAGCUCAGCAACUGCAAGGUGCAGGUGCUGCCGAUCAUCUGGCGGUUUGACGUGGACUUCUCGCUAGAUAAGAUAUUUGACGAAUACGAGCCGGACGGACAUCCGCGGCUGCCCACGCUCAACCAAAUCAAUAUUGAUGCAAUCACACCACUGCGGCAUCUUGCAGCGGACGUAGUUAUGGACAUUUUACUUUUUUACGAGCCCCGUUUCAAGCAGCAGAUUCUGUCGAGCGUCGUCAAGUACGCCAAUGCCAUCUACGACAAGUACUUGGAGCGGCAUCCGCAAUUUGAUGGCAAGAUAUCCCUGCUUGGCCACUCGCUAGGCUCUGCCAUCUGUCUGGACAUCUUGUGCUCCCAGCCUGACUCUCCCGAGGACCUCGACCCUAGAAAGCAUCUCAAGUUCCCGGUGGAGAACUUCUUUGGACUCGGCUCGCCGAACGGCGUGUUCAAGCUUAUCCAGCGUCACAACAUUCGAGCCCGCGACAGUGCGAACCAUGAAAAUGUGAGCUCUCCGAAAGUCGGCAAUUACUACAAUAUUUUCUAUCCCACGGAUCCCGUGGCCUACAGAGUCGAGCCCCUGGUGCACUCCUUCCUUGCAGACGUGAAGCCCCAAACGAUUGCUUUUGAGGAUGAUAGCCUCAACUCGCAAAUCCAGUCUCUUGCCGAGCUGCCAAAUAACCUGAUAAACAACGAGUACUUGCGUCGUGCUAUCAAUUUCGCCGGAUUGGGCGACGCGGCCCAAAACGGCGAGAAACAGGAUAAAACCCCGAAGCAUACCGAGCAAAAAGUAAUCCCUGACCACGUCAAGAAGCUGCUGGAAGGGCUGAAUCGCACCGGACGUGUCGACUACUCGCUGCCACAAGGCUACUUCGACAUCGACCUGAUCAGCGCGGUGGGGUCGCACAUCCAGUACUUUGACGACCGCGACGUGAUUGGGUUUCUGCUUACGCAGCUGUGGCCGCCAGACACGCAGUAG
Molecule: messenger RNA, 1989 nt
Organism: Ogataea haglerorum
Lineage: Eukaryota; Fungi; Ascomycota; Pichiomycetes; Pichiales; Pichiaceae
Exons: 1
Coding region: 1-1989 (662 amino acids)
Cellular component (GO): cytoplasm
Molecular function (GO): metal ion binding; glycerophospholipase activity
Source: RefSeq, a predicted model, not a curated record